Ceratitis capitata (Mediterranean fruit fly) is the source of this 5435-nucleotide messenger RNA. It is a transcript of the gene osy, whose product is annotated as ABC transporter G family member 20. The coding region runs from base 2746 to 5073 and encodes 775 amino acids. The record is from RefSeq and is a predicted model, not a curated record. NCBI's taxonomy places the organism in Eukaryota, Metazoa, Arthropoda, Insecta, Diptera, Tephritidae. The transcript has 10 exons. Gene Ontology annotation, cellular component: membrane. Gene Ontology annotation, molecular function: ABC-type transporter activity; ATP binding; ATP hydrolysis activity.
GUCUCAAGCGGCAUCAGCUAACUGCUUGUUGUCUGCUGUAAGAUCUAGCCAAGUUUGUAGACCUGCUGUUCUCAGCUUAACGUUUAGUCUUCAAUCGAGCAGCGGUGCAGAUACACGCGUAUUUUAAAAUCAACUCGGCGCAACGGCAGUGCUCAACGGUGUUACAUUUAAUGUUGAAUAAAAUUUUGUGAAAUAAAAACAAAGGAAAUUUUCAUUUGGUAAAACGUGAAUUUAUUUUUUACAUUUUAUUGCUGCUCUGCAAUAUAUAUAAUAUAAUAUUUAACGCAUCGAGCUAAAGCGGUUUCUUGACUCGCAGAUACACCUUCGGGCUGUUUUGUGAUUUUCCUGCAUAUUUCUUUGUUGUUGUUUUUUAAUGCCACUUUUGAUUGCAACAAUACUUGGAAAACUAGUCGGACGUGUUUAUUCGACGAGGUGAUUCUUUGAGUCAACGCCGUGCAGACAUAUGUGCAUAUGUAUGUAUGUAUGUAGCACACGCUGAGUCUUCUUAACCUUCGAAAGACGUACUUUUCCGGUGCUAAAAACCUUUUUCUUCAUUUUUUUUUCAUAUUACAUUACAAAGUGAGAACGAGGAAGCGUGAAUACAAACGAAAUAAUUAAAAAAUUAUAAAAAGAAUAAAUAAAACUAAAAGUGAGCGGUUGAAAUUCAAUUCGAAGCCUAAAGCAAAACUGAAACUGAAAUCCGAGACGAGGAAGAUUAGCGAUCUGGGUAUGCCCAGCGCUCAAGUCACACAGACAGAAAAACAUUGGCAACGAAGAGCGACAAGCCAAGUGCUGUUAGAAAGAAUUGAAAGAGAGUUGGAACAGUAGAUGCAAAGAGCUGCUGGCGACAAUCAUAGCAACUAAAGCAACAACAGCACUCAGCAUAAUAGCCAAAACAGAAGGCAACCGCCGAAGGGAAGGCGAGCAUUCUAUUAAAAUUGUAUGAACAGCCAGUGGGCGUACGACGAAGGUGGCAAGUCAGAACGACGAGCCAUAUACCUAAAGACAUAUAUGAUAUACACAUAUAUAUGUGUUGAUGUUUGUGCAUAAGUCUAUAAAGACAUUGUUCCCUACGCACAUACAUUUGUAUAUGCAUACGCGCAUAUAUAAAUCAGUAGAGAUACAAGUCAAGAUAUAAUCGCCCUAAGGAAAACGAGGCAAACGAACACUCACACACAUACACAAACACAAGAGUACGAGUACCCUACUAAACUAUUGCUACGAUAGCUACAACAUUCAACUAUUUUUCUUCAUACUAUACAACAACAUUACAACAGCAAUACGCCAUUGCUAUUGCGACAACUAUCACCGUGCGCCAACGUCGAACUGAAUUGGUCUGCUUAACAUCAGUUGUAACACUUGACGAGACAAUAAACGCAGCGCGGCGGGCGGUAGCAACAGCAACAAAAACAACAGUAGCAAAGAAAUAGCAUUGAUAUAUAUAAGGAAAAGUAGCAUAGUCUGUGAAACGCUACAAGCGAAUGAGUACAAUCGAAGGAGUAGAAGGAAAAGAAGCAGAACCAAAGAGUGUGUAUGUGUAGCAGAUAUAGCGAAGCGAGUGCCAGAGAGCACUAAAACAGCAAGAGUACAAGACAAAAACAGCCGACGCUGCUGCUGCUGAAUGAAUGUGCAGUAUAACAUAGUAGCUGAAGCGUAAGGACGUUGCAACCAUUGCGGGACACACAGAGCAGCAAAAAGAAUUAUUACAAACUAUACGCAGUGGGAGCGUUGUAAGGCAACCAAAAAAAAAAAAAGGAAAAAUAAUAAUAAAAACCAAAAAACCAAAAACCCAGAGACUCUGGCGAAUAGCUGCAGUUGCUACAUUGUCAUGCUCAUUGUUUUUGUACGAGUGGCAUAAACAUUGGCGUAACAGUAAAAAUAGCAAACGAAGGCAAAGGCGACGACAAUAACGAAGCGGUAAAAGUACGAUAACUACGAGUUACAAGAUACAAGUUACACACAACUUACAUACGAACAACGAAUAUAUAUAUAUAUAUUUAUAUAAAUAUACUUCGAAGCUUGCGACAGAAGUAAGUAGUAGCGGCCGGUAAACGCAGUGGCUGACAUUGAAGUGGCAAAGGGAAGAGUUGGACGUAGGACAUGCAAAGCAAGUGAUAUACACGACAUACAUACAUACUCACAUAAAUGAUAUAUAUGAAUGUGCAUGCACCAUAAUACGGCACACGCAGUCACGAAUACACACACACGCUUACGCACUUGCAUUGAAAGCUAUAAAAAAGGUUUAAAAUAGAAGGAAUAGCCAUUCCAGACGAACGCUUGCGACGCGCACUAGAUACGAAGGUCGCAGUUGAGGAGUAUUGAACGCUGCUGCUGCUGCUGCUGGUGGCUGUUGACACCAACAAGCACAAACAACGAUUGUAUACGCUCAGAGUAGAGAAAAGGGAAUAACAACCGUCAGCAAGAAAUUGCGCGUGGUCGUACAUACAUACACAUUUGUAUUGUCUGUGUUACUCAUACGACACGACGCACAUCGGUCCGUGCGCCACACAGCACAUCCUACACAGCGCGACACUUGAAGUAUAAACAACAGCAAAAAUACGUUGAGCGGAUAAAAACCCAAAAAAAAAAAAACAAAAAAAAAGAACAAAAAAAAAAACAAAAGACCAAAAAAAAGCAUUUGCGAAGGAAAAUCGAGAAAACCCAAAACACAACAAAUACAUCAACAAUCAGCGCUAUAUUUCAGCUACAACUACAAUUACAACGACAACAAACAUUAUUAGAAACAUGGAUGCUGAAACGCAAAGUGUACCACCCAACAACACCGUUGUUGAGGUGACAAGCAUCGAAACGGAUUUAGCGAAACGACGUCGCCAAUUCAAAGCACAGCCAUCGACAUUGGCCUCGCGGCGACAACAGGCGGUAUGCGUACGUCGAGCGCAUAAAAUGUAUGGAAAUAGCAAAAAUCCGAAUGUUAUUUUGGAUGGCAUGAAUAUGACGGUUCCUAAGGGUUGCAUUUAUGGCCUACUAGGUGCCUCAGGUUGUGGUAAGACAACUCUGCUCUCAUGCAUAGUUGGCAGGCGUCGUUUGAAUUCGGGCGAAAUCUGGGUACUCGGCGGUCGGCCGGGAUCCAGAGGCUCUGGUGUACCUGGACCACGUAUUGGAUAUAUGCCGCAGGAAGUUGCACUCUAUGGCGAGUUCACGUUGCGCGAAACACUAAUCUACUUCGGCAUGAUUUCGGCUAUGGCCCGCAGCGAUGUCGAUGACCGUACGGAAUUUUUGUUGAAAUUUUUGAAUUUGCCAAAUGGUUCGCGUCAGGUGAAAAAUCUCAGUGGCGGCCAACAGCGGCGUAUGAGCUUGGCUGUGGUGCUGUUGCACGAACCGGAGUUGCUUAUACUUGAUGAGCCGACAGUGGGCGUAGAUCCAGUCUUGCGGCAAAGCAUCUGGGAUCAUUUGGUUGACAUAACAAAAACUGGCAAUACAACUGUGAUAAUCACCACACAUUACAUAGACGAGUGCGCUCAGGCACAUGUGAUUGGACUUUUGCGUGGCGGUCGCAUGCUUGCCGAAGAGGCGCCCAGCUUUUUGCGCCAACAAUACAAUGCCACCUCAUUGGAGGAAGUCUUUUUGAAGUUAUCCGUAAUGCAGAAUAUGGGACGCCGGCGUCGUUCGUCGAUUGCACAGGAAAUUGUCGAACAAGUCCAAGUGCCGGCUAUUUCGAAUCCAGCAUUGGAUUUGUCGGAUGAGCAUAACACAGCCGAUAUUUCGGGUGAAUUUGGUGAUAAUAUAUCGAUGAAUUCGGCAAUACGUGAUCCGAUAACAGCCGCAGAGAUGCCUGCUUCACCCCUGCCCUUCGAUGAUGAGCCAACAACAACGUUUUGGCAAGCACUAGAUGUGAUAACUUGGAUUCAUAUGCGUGCUUUAGUAUGGAAGAACUUUUUGUGGAUGUGGCGCAAUGUUGGGGUCAUGCUUUUCAUUGUCGCCUUACCCGUUGUACAAAUUAUACUUUUCUGUUAUGCUAUCGGACAUGAUCCCACUGGAUUGAAGUUGGCUGUGGCAAAUGGUGAACUCUCCGAACAAAUGGUUAUCGAUCAAUUUUGUCCUGUUUUCUCCGGUUGCAAUCAAACGCAUUUGAGUUGUCGUUAUCUGGAUAUGUUGAAAACGAAUAAAAGUGCGCAUGUGAAAUUUUUCCAAACUGAAGCCGAAGCAAAUGAAGAAGUGCGUCUGGGCAAUGCCUGGGGCUCACUAGUAUUCGAUCAAAACUACACACUCGCUUUGAAUGAACGCGUGGAGAGUGGACGUUUCGCGGAUAAUGCUACUAUAGAUGCCUCGGAUAUUAAUGUGCGUUUAGAUAUGUCAAAUCAACAAAUCUCCACACUACUCUACCGUGAUCUGCAGUACACCUUUUUCGAUUUCGUUGAACACAUACUCGGCGAGUGUGAUGUUAGUCCGAAGAUCGGUCGCAUACCCAUAGGCUGGGAGCAGCCCAUUUACGGCGAGCGUAAUCCGAAUUUCACCGAUUUCGCCGCACCCGGUAUCAUUUUGACCAUCAUAUUCUUCCUAUCGGUAGCCGUCUCAUCAGGUUCCAUGCUAAUUGAACGUAAUGAGGGCAUGUUGGAACGUUGCUUGGUGGCGGGUAUUACCGGCACCGAGAUACUUUUCUCACAGGUGUUCGCACAAUUCGCCGUCGUCGUACUGCAAAUGACCUUUGUGCUAAUGUUCGGCUUCGGUUUCUACGGGCUCGCCAUUGAGGGUAGCAUGUGGCUCGUAAUUGGACUCUGUCUACUAAACGGUUUGUGUGGCAUGUGUUUUGGCUUUGCCAUAGCAUGUGUCUGUGAUACGGAACGCACAGCGACCUAUGUGGCAAUGGGUUUCUUCUUGCCAAUCGUAAUGUUGUGCGGCAUUAUUUGGCCCAUUGAGGGCAUGUAUCCGGUGUUGCAAAUCGUAACAUAUUUCUUGCCAUUGACUAAGCCAACCGAGUGUCUACGCGCGAUUUUGCAGCGCGGUUGGAGCUUCUCCGAACCAACGGUAUAUAAUGGCUACAUCUGGACAUCUCUAUGGAUUUUGGUGUUCUUGAUGCUCAGUAUUUUAUGUCUCAAAUUUAAAAAGGGUUAAAUGCACAAUAUCACCUAGUAGUGUGUUUGUGUGUGUAUGGGUGUUCAUGUAUUGUAUAUGUGUAAGUAUCGUCAAAGCGCUGUGGAGUGCUGCAGUAUGAGCGGUUACAGGGUUGUAAUUUAUAAUAGGUAAAAGCGAUAAAAUUACAAAAAUAAAAUUAAUCUUAUAAAGUCUGCAAACAUAUGUUUAUGUGUUUGUGUAAUUUGCGCUUUUACAUGGUAUUUUGUCUUCUUAGUUUUUAGUGUGGGGCCGUUGCUCCUUCUGGGCACUUAAUGUAGGCAGUAGACAUGACAAAGAUUUUUUUCUUGUUCAACGGUAAUUUUUGUAGUUGUAAGGCAAAGGGAAUUUACACAUGUAUAUAC